AUGUUUGUUCCGAUGGGUGGAGAUGGUAAUGGUGGAUUUGUAGUGGUGGUGGCAAAAGAUCAAGAGGGAUCCGAGGGAAGGAUACCUGAUUUGACGACCUUGAAGGCCUUUACGGUCAAGAACAGCCAAGGAGUGAAUUAUAAGCCGAAUUCCGGGGUUGGAAAGGAUGAUUGUGAGGAGUACUGGUUCAAGAAGGAAGCCGAGGCUGUGGGAUCGGAAGGAGGCGUAGCAGCUAUUGUUCGUCUCUAA
Molecule: messenger RNA, 249 nt
Organism: Lobosporangium transversale
Lineage: Eukaryota; Fungi; Mortierellomycota; Mortierellomycetes; Mortierellales; Mortierellaceae
Exons: 2
Coding region: 1-249 (82 amino acids)
Biological process (GO): allantoin catabolic process
Molecular function (GO): ureidoglycolate hydrolase activity; ureidoglycolate lyase activity
Source: RefSeq, a predicted model, not a curated record